Cryphonectria parasitica EP155 is the source of this 1173-nucleotide messenger RNA. RefSeq lists its product as uncharacterized. NCBI's taxonomy places the organism in Eukaryota, Fungi, Ascomycota, Sordariomycetes, Diaporthales, Cryphonectriaceae. Bases 1 to 1173 code for a protein of 390 amino acids. The transcript has 4 exons. Gene Ontology annotation, molecular function: metal ion binding. The record is from RefSeq and is a predicted model, not a curated record.
AUGUUUCCUCCCCGCGGCAUCAUCGUCUCCGAUGGCGACAUGGACCAGGCCAUGUCUUAUUGCUACGAUCGUGGUGACGGCCAGUUCACGCGUCUCGUUCCCGUCGACAGUCUUCCUUUCUCUCUGAGAAACAUGCCCGCCCGUGUCACCACGGACGAGGGCAUGAUCGUCUUGCCGGUCCCGCGCAUGCGUGGCCCCGACGGCCAGCCUGCUGACAGCCAACUGGUGCCUGUCUCUGUCGUCACUCCUCCUGCCAGCCCUAUGGACAAUGCCUCGAAUGAUAUCAUCCAAUCUCGAAUCGACUCUAUUGUCGCCAGCACUCCUCCCACCGUCGCUGUGGCCCCCGUCUCCAGCAGUGCUGUCGUUCUCGCCCGCCCCAAUGGCCCUGGCAACCGAGGCCCCAAUGGACCCCGGCGGGAGAAGAUCUAUUGCGACAAGUGGAUCCACGACGGUACCUGUGCCUUCACCCAGCAGGGUUGCAAGUUCAAGCACGAGAUGCCGCAGGACAAGGAGACCCAGCAGAGUCUGGGCCUUUUCCACGGCUACCCAGCCUGGUGGAAGAAGCACUGCGCCGAUCAGCAACAGAUUCAACAAGGCGAGGAGCGCCCUAUCAAUGUCGGUGGUGGUUACGGCGGCGCUGUCGGAUCUCGCUUCAACGAUGGUGCUCAGGGCUCCUCUCGCUAUGGUGGUGGAGGCAUCUCUGCUCCCUCCUGGCGUCGCAUCGAGGCGGCUCCCACGACCGAGCUCUCUACAGCUACCGCUACUUCUGGCCCUGUCUCUGGCUCCGGAUCUGGAUCUAGUAUCGCCUCUAGCGGUGGUCCUGUGGGUGGCUCUCAUAGUCGUGGCCGCGGCACCCACAGUGAUCAAAGUGACCAGCCUGGCCGCCCUGUGGCUCGCUUCUCUCAGCCAACAUUUGGCCCGAUUGCUCCCCCUGCCAAGCGUCGCCAGAAUAAGGGCGGCGAGGUUUCUAAGAACACCACCCCAUCUGAAGAGUCCGAUUCCCGCGACUGCUCCAAAGGCGGUGUUCCUCUAAACCCUUAUGAGGCCCUCGAGGACUACGGCGCCAUGUUCAACAAACAUCCCGACGCGAAGCCCAACAAAUCCAAGUCCGAGUAUACCACCACCGAUGAGGACAACGACAACGACGGGGAUGAUGCCUCCUCGGCCGAGUGA